Molecule: messenger RNA, 426 nt
Organism: Trifolium pratense (red clover)
Lineage: Eukaryota; Viridiplantae; Streptophyta; Magnoliopsida; Fabales; Fabaceae
Exons: 1
Source: RefSeq, a predicted model, not a curated record
GACAUUGAUGUAAUGUGGUUAAGAAAUCCAUUCGAAAAGUUGAGCAAGAAUGAGACUGAAGAUCUUCAAAUUAGCACAGACCGAUACCUUGGCGAUCCUUGGUUACAAAAACAACCAAUCAAUACUGGAUUUUUCUUAGUAAGAUCGAACAACAAGACCGUAACUUUGUUCGAAACAUGGUAUGGAAAAAAAGACAAUUCAACUGAAAAAAAGGAGCAAGAUGUGCUUGUUGACCUCAUUAAAAGUGGUAUAAUUGGACAUUUAGGACUCAAGGUUAGGUUUUUGGAUACCCUCUAUUUUAGUGGAUUUUGUCAUGAUAGUAAAGAUUUUAGGGCAGUAACCACUGUUCAUGCAAAUUGUUGUCGAAGUAUCACUGCAAAGAUAGAUGAUUUAAAGAUGACUCUUUAUGAAUUGGAAGAAAUUUAG